Molecule: messenger RNA, 489 nt
Organism: Rodentolepis nana
Lineage: Eukaryota; Metazoa; Platyhelminthes; Cestoda; Cyclophyllidea; Hymenolepididae
Source: the annotation of a GenBank genome assembly
AUGCAUGGACCGCCCGAUGUCUUUCCACACAAUGAAGACCUUAGUGGACCGGGGUCUUCCCACACAAUGAAGGCCUUAAUCAGAAAAGAAUUCCCGACCUCAAUGUGCAACGAAAUUAAAGCUCGAAAGAGAAUUCCAGACAUUACCAACGGAACUCAAAGCUCGAACAAAAGAGAAACAGUGGACAGUGGCACUCUCCGACAUAGCCGACUAGCCAAGAAUCAGAAACAGUGGACAGUGGCACUCUUCGAUAUAGCAAAGGAGAAACAGUGGACAGUGGCACUCUCCGAUAUAGCCCCAAGGAGAAACAGUGGACAGUGGCACUCUCCGACAUGCAACGAACUUAAAGUUCGAACAAAGGAAAAACAAGGAGAAAUAGUGGACAGUGGCACUCUCCGACAUACCCGGCGGCGAGAAUCGAAGCCGUUGCUGAGUUUAGACUACGUAUCGGACAGAGCCGUUGCUGAGUUUAGACUACGUAGCCGUUGA